Molecule: messenger RNA, 1518 nt
Organism: Caenorhabditis briggsae
Lineage: Eukaryota; Metazoa; Nematoda; Chromadorea; Rhabditida; Rhabditidae
Exons: 5
Coding region: 1-1518 (505 amino acids)
Biological process (GO): transmembrane transport
Molecular function (GO): transmembrane transporter activity
Source: RefSeq, a predicted model, not a curated record
AUGAAAGUUGCACCAGAAAAUAAAAAUGAAGUCAGCAGUGUUAGCAGCAAAAUACCAGUUGAGAUCACUAGAGAGCAGUUGAGUCAGAUUCCGGUGAAUGCAAAAGUGAUUCCAAUUGGGAAAGAGAAAGGAGAAAAACCCGGAGGUGUCCGCUACAUUGUGCUAAUCCUCACAAUGACAUGUCUCUCCUUCAUGAUGUCCAAUGUCAUCUGCUUCAACUUCACAGUACUCUGCAUGCCGGGAACUGGGGAAUCCUCAGAACUUUCAGAAAACAAAACCCAUUAUAUUGGAUACAACAGGAAGGAAAAAACCUGGCUGUUCAGUGUGGUAGCAGUUGGUGCCAUGUUUGGCCUGUUUCCAGUUAUCAUCGGAAUAUCCACCUAUGGUAUUCGCAAAGUGUUCUUUGCUGCUGGUAUGCUGACGUCAGUGACCACGUUUCUGGUUCCGAUCAUGGCGCCGAUAGAUUUCAACCUGUUUUUGUUGCUGAGAUUCUUGCAGCUUCAGGGUAUUGCCUAUGCAGCCUGCAUGCCAGCAGUCGGAGCUAUCACCUCUUCUUGGGCAUCCAUGACCCAGCAGGGGCUAUUCAUAGCCGCUCUUACAACAUUCGGACAGCUAUCUUCUGUAUUCUCGAUGCCGGUGGCUGGAGAAUUGUGUGUGUCUCCGUUUGGCUGGAAAUCUGUCUACUUUCUGCAUGCGUUCAUAUCAAUUAUAGUCUUUUUAAUGUGGUUUGCUGUUUUUACAGAUUCUCCGAAGGACAAUAGAUUCGUAAGAACCAUGGAGCUCGUUGAAAUUCAAAAAGGGAAGUCUAACGCCGCCACUGCUCAAGUCCACGAACAAGAACCAACACCCUACCUGGAGAUUCUAACCACUCCUUCAAUAUGGGGCGUCUGGAUUGGUGCCCUAGGUGACCUCAUCGCUGUUCAACUCAUUCACAUCUAUUCCCCCGUUUACCUUCAUGACAUUGGAGGGUAUUCAGUCGAGAAAACCGGAUUCGCCGCCGCCGUUCCGGUUUUGUUCCAGUUUUUGAUGAAGAUGUUCGCGGGGCACUCCAGUGACAGAAUCACUGGAAUAUCCGAGACAACGAAGCUAAGGAUCUACAAUAGUAUUGCUCUGGGAGCAAGUGCCGUGUUCCUAGUGGCUCUGGGAUUUGUGAAAGAGGGACAAGGAAUGGCUGGAUUGAUUUUAAUGACAUUGGCCACUGCAAUGUUCGGGUUUAAUGGAGGUGGAUUCACCAAGUGCGCCGCCCUCGUUUCCCGACAAUACAGUCACUUUGUCAUGGCCAAUGUACAAUUCCUAUUGUGUCUCUCCAUGCUUCUAUGUCCCCUACUUGUAUCCUAUCUCCUUCGUAAUGGAACAAUUGCUGAGUGGCGUCUUGUAUUCUUUGUUCAUGCUGGAAUUCUAGUCGUUUGCAAUUUCAUCUUCUGUUUCCUGGCUACCGCGAAGCCUGCACCAUGGACAGAUAGGACUUUGAAACCAUCGGCUUCACGAAACACUCCCUUGUACACUUUGAAGGCAUGA